CCUUCGAAGUAAAGGAUGAUGGAGCUUGACAGAGAUGACUGCCAAAGUGAUGAGUCCACCGUGGAAGAUGAAGAUGACGCCACGUAUUCACUUGGUGACCUGAGUUGUGGGGAUGUUCAGCUGUGGGCUACAGAUCGAUGUAAGAGUGGUAGUGCCAUCAUGGUGUACAGGCCUAUGGAAGGUGCAGUGAUCCAUGGAAUUUGCAAACUGCUGACAAUGAGACAGGCGAGUGUUACUGAGGCGACGGAGUCAUUCCUGCAUGUUAUUACGACACGGUUACAGAAGGCAUCAGGUACUGCAAAUCUGCUACGCCAGGAAGUGUGCCAGCUGAAGGCAUGCAAGGGUGCUGAUAUUUCGCAAGCAUGGCAACAAAUGCUGUCCGUCAUCGCAACAGCUAUUCCCGAAGUGAAAAUCAAUUGUGAAGAUUUGGAAGUUACAUCUGCAGUGCUAGCGAAUCUGAUAAGCUACCUGCAUGCCACGGCUGCCGCUGCUAUCAGGAAAGCGUCAAUAGCACCAUCCAAAGCUGCUGAAGCCAUCCCCGAACCGGUGAUUGACAAUUUGUCUCACCUUGCUGAAAAGUACCAUGGUGGUUGGUGCUUGGUGGCCGUGCGGCGUGAGCUGGAAGGAGCAAGGUGUCGCAACGACAACUUGCUGCAGCUUAUACCUUUAUUUGGCAAGGAUGCCGUGACAAGCCUUCAGCCUUGUUUGGAGAAUUUUGGAGCCAUUCUCCAAACAUCUGAGCAUCAAGCGUUGCCCAGAAAUGACCAACCGCUCAGUGACCAUGGCUAUGCAGCACCCAUAGCUGCAACACAGCAUGAAGAGCAGAAGCAUACGUUUGUACUUGUGCCUGCUGCAUGCUCCUUGUUUCACCAGCUUAAUUUAAUAACCCAUUCCCAGUUCCCCAGCAUGCUCAACACACACAAGCAACACGCCGUGAGUGCAAUGCAAGAGCACCUGGAAGCAAAUCUCCUCAUCCGCCAACUGUUUAAUGAUAUAGUCCAAGAUAAGAAUCGCAGUUAUGACUUCCUGAAACUUGUUAUCCGGUACUUCAUGAAGAGCAAGCAGAAGCAGCUUUUGAAGCAGUAUGGACUAUCGCCGGCUAACCAGUCGAUUGCAUUGCGCACAGGUUUGAGGCAGCAUGAAAAGAAAAAGAAGCGUCUCCUCAGGCCCCACCAGCUGAAGGCAUCGUGCGGCAGAAACUGCGGAUGA
This is a messenger RNA of Sycon ciliatum, 1209 nucleotides long. RefSeq lists its product as uncharacterized. Lineage: Eukaryota; Metazoa; Porifera; Calcarea; Leucosolenida; Sycettidae. The transcript has 3 exons. The record is from RefSeq and is a predicted model, not a curated record. The coding region runs from base 16 to 1209 and encodes 397 amino acids.